Molecule: messenger RNA, 1344 nt
Organism: Aspergillus caelatus
Lineage: Eukaryota; Fungi; Ascomycota; Eurotiomycetes; Eurotiales; Aspergillaceae
Exons: 2
Coding region: 370-1311 (313 amino acids)
Cellular component (GO): mitochondrion
Source: RefSeq, a predicted model, not a curated record
CGUAUAUCCGAGUCCUGGGGAACAAUUGCCGGGGGAUCGCUCGGCCGGCACCGGAGCGUUUCCGAGUCGCCGGUAGGCCUUUAUCGGCCGGUCCAUUCUCGUCCGCGAUGAUAGUCAGCGAGUCAGCAUCUUGCUUUUCCCCCUACGCUCGGAAAUUGAGAUGUGAUCUCCAUUAGUUUCUGCUUCGGCAGGAUGUUUUUGUACUUUUGGUUAGAUUAAUCUCUCGUUUUGAUCUUUCCUUCCCCUACGCGACAGUUGCCCUAUUGGUGUUUGCAUGACGUCUCAUUAGCGUCGCAUUCCGUUGAGGUUUUAUCGUUGACUCAUAUUUGAUAUUUUCGAGUCUACUGUCGUUCUGCACCAUUGAAGAUUAUGCCGGGAAAUGCGAUCUCCCCUGAUGGAGCUCUCUCCAUGCAGGCUGUCACUGAGCGGCCAACAUCCACUUGGAAUACCAGCCGAUUAGGUUCGCGACUGGGCGUGGAUAUCGCCAGUGCUGCCACAGCAGGAGCUUUGACGUGUCCCGUCAUUACUGUUAUCGAUCGUGCGAUCAUCGAGAAAGCGUCCAAAGGCAUUCCCAUUCGACAGACGAUCACAUCAUGUUUCGGGUCUAUGAUUCGUCAUCCAACGGGCUUCUUCCUCAGUACACCGUUUCUCCUUAUAUAUACCCUCUAUACAUCGACAUAUUUAACUGCCAAUGCCAUUGACACGAUCUCGUCGACCAUGCGCAACCAACCGUUCUCCUCCGUAUUUGCCGGAACGGCUAAGUUCCUCGCCACGACAACGGUGAACAUGGGAAUCUGCGUAUACAAGGAUGCCAGGUUCGCACGGAUAUUUGGCGCACAGUCUAAGCCUACACCAUCACCCUCAUCGACACCUGCGCGCACGACAUCUGCCCCGGCCUCCUGUCACCCAUCUGGUGCUGCCACAGUACCCAAAGUCUCAUAUGCCCUCUUCUGUCUGCGCGAUAGCAUCACCAUCUUCGCUUCUUUCAACGUCCCUACGCUAAUAGCGCCGUCGAUCCCCGAUUAUAUUGCAUCUACACCCGGGAUGAAGGCAGCGAUAGCUCAAUUCUCCUGUCCUGCCCUCAUGCAAUUCGCUAGUACACCGAUGCACUUGCUCGGUCUGGAUCUGUAUAACCGGCAACCGCCGGGCGGAUUGGGAUGGCGCGAGCGGGUAUCGCGUAUUCGUCGGGAUUAUAUUCCCAGCUGUUUUGCUCGGAUGGGGAAGAUCGUACCCGCGUAUGGUGUGGGAGGUGUGGCUAAUGUGCGGUUGAGAUCUGCUAUGAUGCAAUAUCUCGAGCGGACGGAGAAGUGAUCGCUCUCCCUGCUCCCUGUUCUCAGCCCUUUU